AUGAUUGAUUCAAGUGUUAUCCCACAGUCGCAAUUUAACCCAUCGGCUGGAAACAAGUUUCAGACAAGGGACGAUGUCAUACAAGCUGUCAACGAGAUGUUCGAACCAUUAUUACCUACUUUCUCUGAAGGCAACGCUCGAGUGCAACUUGACGCGUCAGGGGCAUCAUUCGAUCGAGCUUCUUCUGAUUUAGAAGGGUUUGCCAGGCCACUGUUUGGUAUUGCUCCCAUGGUAGCAGGAGGGGCAAGUUUCGCCCAUUGGGAGCGGUACCGGGAGGGGUUAAAGAAUGGCACUGACCCCAUGCAUCCCGAAUACUGGGGGGAGGUUUCUUCAAUGGAUCAGCGACAAGUUGAGAUAGCCGCUCUUGGUUAUGCGAUGUUACUGGUACCGGAGCAUAUCUGGGAUCCAUUGGACGAAGAAACCAAAAACAAUGUCGCCAAGUACUUAAUCCAGGGUCGCAAUACUAAUUUCCAUGGAAACAACCAUAAAUUCUUCCGCGUUAUGGUCGAUCUUGGCCUGGACAAAGUUGGAAUCAAGGUAGAUGAAUCUAUGACAGAGGAAUACUUGCAGGAUUUGGAAAGCCUGUACAUAGGUGAUGGAUGGUACCGUGAUGGCGACGAUGAAGGUGACACCAGGCGUAUCGAUUACUACAAUCCGUUUGCUAUGCACUUUUACGGACUGAUAUACGCUGUGUACCGGCCACAGGACAAAGAGCGCUGCCAGAGAUUUCGGGAUCGAGCACGAAAGUUUGCACAACACUUCCAACACUGGUUUGCGGAUACCGGCGAAAAUGUGCCGUAUGGGCGCAGCUUGAUAUAUCGGCAUGCAGUUGCCGGCUUCUGGGGAGCAUUGGCCCUAGCUAACGAAGAGGCUUUGCCAUGGGGAGUUCUGAAAGGACUGUACUUGAGAAACCUAAGAUGGUGGUCCACGCAGCCAAUUUCAGGGAACAAAGAUGGUCUUCUUACCGUCGGAUACGCUUAUCCGAAUCAAUUUAUGGCAGAACGAUACAACUCCGCCGGAUCGCCAUGGUGGGCCAUGAAAGCAUUUACAGCACUUAAACUCCCUGCCGACCACCCUUUUUGGACAGCAAAAGAACUUCCAGUGGAGAGCCGACCAGAUGUAGCUUCGUUUUCGAUUCCUGGAAUGGUUUUCUCACAUCAGCCUGGGCAUACAGUACUCCUGACAGCGGGACCAGAAACUGGACAGCAAAUGCGAUGCGUCCCAGAGAAAUACAAGAAAUUUGCUUACUCGUCUCGGUACGGCUUUAGUGUUGAAAGCGACAGCUUAGGAUUUCAAACCGGUGCGUUUGAUAACAUGAUUGCGUUCAGUGAUGAUGGAAAACAUUAUCGUGUGAGAGAACACUGCGUAGACGCGUAUUUGAUUGGAGAUAUCCUCUUUUCUUUAUGGAAUCCUUGGCCAGAUGUAAAGGUUGAAACAUGGCUGAUCCCCAAUGGCCCAUGGCAUACGCGUGUCCAUCGUAUUACAUCAUCAAGAACACUUGAAACUGUCGAAGGUGGAUUUGCUGCACCACGUGUAGAUUUUAAGGCAGAUAUCACUCAUUCGGAUGCGAGCUCAGCUUGGGUCGAAUGCAAGCUCGGAGACUUCAGCGGCAUUAUGGAUUCCUCUGUAACAAAGCGCGCAGCAAGAGUCAUUGCGCCGCAUGGAAAUACCAGUGUAAUGUUCCCCCGUACGUUUGUGCCGCAAUUGAUGGGAACUGUUGAAGCCGGCCAAACAAUUGUUUAUGUUUGCUCGGUGCUUGCUGGACCCGAUGGUUCGAAGAUCAAAGAUAUUUGGUCAACGCCCCCAGCUGUACCUUCUGUCGACUUGCUGCAAAAAAUGUUGGAAGAAAAGGGUGUGCAAGUUGAAGUUGCAAAGCACUAUAAACGUCAAAAGAGUGUGUCCAGAACUGAGUGA
This is a messenger RNA of Umbelopsis ramanniana AG, 1914 nucleotides long. RefSeq lists its product as uncharacterized. Lineage: Eukaryota; Fungi; Mucoromycota; Umbelopsidomycetes; Umbelopsidales; Umbelopsidaceae. Bases 1 to 1914 code for a protein of 637 amino acids. The transcript has a single exon. The record is from RefSeq and is a predicted model, not a curated record.